AAAAAAACACACACACACACAGAGACACUGUUUAACUCUGAAGUAAUAUGUCUCAUUUCUAAUAAUAAUUUCGAGUUUUCUUACCAAAAUAAAAUUUCAGUAAUAUUGGGCAAGAAGAGCAGAGUAUUUAUAUCACCCACGAGCCUUUGCUUCUUCUUCCUCCUUCAUCACCUCUCUUUCUCUUUCUGUUCUCUUUCCGGAGACAUUUGCCUAAAUCUCAUCAUUAUUUACAAUCUCUACCUCAAAACAAAGCCUUGAGGGAAAGAAAAAAAUGAUCCAAGAGAAGAAACACAUGUUGUUAGCCCUACUUAUGUAAAUCAUAAUUAAAUCUUUAAUGGUCAGAUCAAACAAGCAAGAACCACGCGUCUCGGCUACUUACAUCCGAUCUCUCGUGAAGCAACAACUUCUUGCUCCUUCCACCACAACCACUAUGACCACCACAACCACAACAACCGAUGGAAGCGGUGGCGGCAGCGGCAAAACGCAAUCGCAAACGCAAACGCACAAGAAACAAGUGAGGAGGCGACUCCAUACUAGCCGUCCUUACCAAGAACGUCUCCUCAACAUGGCUGAAGCUCGUAGAGAAAUCGUCACCGCUUUAAAACAACACCGCGCUUCUAUGAGACAAGCCUCGAGGAUCCCACCGCCUCAACCACCGCCACCACCCCAGCCGCUUAAUCUCUUCUCUCCGUCGCCACCUCCUCCUCCACCUCCGGAUCCGUUUUCUUGGACGAAUCCGUCUCUCAAUUUCCUCCUCCCUAACCAACCCUUAGGGUUAAACCUAAACUUCCAAGAUUUCAACGACUACAUCCAAACCUCAUCGACAACAUCUUCAUCUUCUUCCUCAUCAUCAUCAUCAUCUUCCUCAUCAUCGUUUUUUCCGACUAAUCCACACAUCUACUCUUCCCCUUCACCUCCUCCCACCUUCACUACAGCCACCUCAGAUUCAGCUCCUCAACCACCCUCUUCCUCCGCUGGAGAAAACAACGUGGGGACGUCAGCUUGGUGGUCAGAGCUCAUGAUGAAAACGGUGGAGGCGCCGGAGAUUAAACCGGAGACGGAAGAAGUCGAAGAUGACGUGUUCCCUAAGCUAAGUGACGUCAUGGAGUUCCCUUCGUGGUUAAACCAAACUGAAGAAGAAUUGUUUCACCCUUACAAUCUCACUGAUCAUUACUCAAUCCCUCACAAUCCUCCCUUAUCCUGUAUGGAGAUUGGAGAGAUUGAAGGCAUGGAUGGAGAAGACUGGCUUGCUUGAACCACAAAAGAUUGAUUACUGUUUACUUUUUUUUCGCAGACAUGAUGAAUCAACUCUUUGGUUCUUUUCUUAUUUUUACCUUAUUUUAUUUGUUUUCUUAUAAAUUUUUCUUUUUGUUCGGAGACAUUUUGAAUCUUUUUAAAAAAUAACAUGAAGCCUGCGGAGAGAAAAUGUUCGAUUUGGCAAAGUCACAUGAUGAUUAUUGCAAUAAACUUUUCUUUUUCUU
This is a messenger RNA of Camelina sativa (false flax), 1481 nucleotides long. RefSeq names its product protein AAL-toxin resistant 7-like. The record is from RefSeq and is a predicted model, not a curated record. Lineage: Eukaryota; Viridiplantae; Streptophyta; Magnoliopsida; Brassicales; Brassicaceae.